AUGAGUCUGGGCAUCAUGGAGGAGGAGGACCUGGCCGAGUACUUCCGGCUGCAGUAUGGGGAGCGGCUGCUGCAGCUGCUACAGAAGUUCCCCAGUAUUGAGAACCAGUCGGACUCUCCAUCCGUUCGGCUACUGGAGAAGAAGAAGGAGGCCAAGAUUAUGCACCAUGCCAUGGAGCAGAAGAAGGAGACGUUUCAGCGCAGAAUGGAAACCCUGAACCUGCGCUGGGAGGAACUGGGCAUCAAGGAGGCCCAGCUGAAAGCCCACAUACAGAAGUUUGAGCAGUUCAUCCAGGAGAACGACCAGAAACGGAUCCGGGCCCUAAAGAAGGCCAAUAAAGAGCGAGAACUAAAGAGGCAGCGCAUGCGCGAGCUGGCCAAGGCCAAGCAGGAGAUGGCGGUCCUGCGACUGGAGCACCAGCGGCUGAGCGCCAAGCUGCAGGAGUACUCCAUCUUCAACAAGUACCUGGAGAAGGUGGUGGAGAACUCCGAGUUUGAGGAGAUCCACGAGGUGAUCGCGCGCUACAAGACACUGGUGAGCAUGCACCACGACCUCAUGCAGUCGGCACAGGAAGGCCAGGAGAAGAUUGAGCGUGCCAAGGCGCGGCUGGCACGCUACAAAGAGGAAAAGGACGACGAGAUCCUGCAGCACAACAACGAGCUGGCGCGUCUGCAGAUGCGCUUCGACCGUGCCCGCAGUGACGUCAUCAUCUGGGAAUCUCGCUGGGCGCACAUUCAGAACACCGCUGCCAAGAAGACCCUUUUGCUUGGCACCAUUAAGAUGGCAACGCUGAACCUCUUCCAGAUCGUGAGCAAACAGCUGAAGGAGGCGACCUUCGUGUCUCUGGAGGACACGCACAAACAGCUGGACAUGAUCCAGCAGUUUAUCCAGGACCUGUCAGACAUCUGGGCAGAGGUGAAGAAGAAGGAGCUACAGCAAAUCCGGGUUUGA
This is a messenger RNA of Budorcas taxicolor (takin), 951 nucleotides long. It is a transcript of the gene CCDC42, whose product is annotated as coiled-coil domain containing 42. The coding region runs from base 1 to 951 and encodes 316 amino acids. Lineage: Eukaryota; Metazoa; Chordata; Mammalia; Artiodactyla; Bovidae. Gene Ontology annotation, biological process: spermatid development. The record is from RefSeq and is a predicted model, not a curated record. The transcript is spliced from 7 exons.